AUGUCAAACGAUGCACGUCAAAAAAAUUAUAAACAUCGUGGACUUGAUAGUGAAGAAUUACGUAAAAGACGUGAAGAUUUAAAUAUUACUUUACGUAAACAAAAACGAGAAGAACAGCACUUCAAACGACGCAAUUUAGCAAGUACAAAUGAACCUGAAACUUCCGCUCAAUUUGGCGUCGCUGGUGCUGGUACUCAAUCCACAGGACCUACAGAACCGGUAAUAAAAUGGUUUCAACUUGAAAUAGAAUUCAACUAA
Messenger RNA from Rotaria sp. Silwood2, 258 nucleotides. Lineage: Eukaryota; Metazoa; Rotifera; Eurotatoria; Philodinida; Philodinidae. The record is from the annotation of a GenBank genome assembly.